AUGGAGCCCCUCUCCUUGCAGGAAUAUAUCUGCUCCCUGGACCCCGCCACCCUGCCCCGCAUCCUCAGGAUUUGCUCCGGUGUCUACUUCCAAGGGUCUGUGUACGAGAUCUCAGGCAACGAAUGCUGCUUGUCGACGGGUGACCUGCUGAAAGUCAUGGCCGUGGCACUGCAGAAAGUCAUUUGUGAGGACACAGAGACGGGACAGACAAUGGAGCUGCCACCAACCUUUAAGGGCAUAGAGAGCAACAGCACCGAACACGAUUACGAAAUUGUUGAUGACAACGUGCAAAAGACAAUUCGCAAAAUGCAGGCGAUGUUUCCUUUGUAG
Messenger RNA from Pygoscelis adeliae (Adelie penguin), 330 nucleotides. It is a transcript of the gene THEMIS2, whose product is annotated as thymocyte selection associated family member 2. The transcript has 3 exons. Gene Ontology annotation, biological process: T cell receptor signaling pathway. Lineage: Eukaryota; Metazoa; Chordata; Aves; Sphenisciformes; Spheniscidae. Bases 1 to 330 code for a protein of 109 amino acids. The record is from RefSeq and is a predicted model, not a curated record.